AUGGAUGGUGAUGAAAUCAAAAAUUUCAUCAAGGUAUGGAUCAUAGCCAUUGCAUCUCAAUGUUAUUGUUAUUACGUAGCAGCAAGAAUCCCAACAAAGAGCAUGAUGAGGCUCAUCUCUCUCCUCCCAAUCUUGUACCUACUUCUCAUGCUCCCCUUGAACCUCCACUCGAUCCAUCUUGGUGCCCCCUCAGCCUUCUUUCUUGGUUGUCUUGCCAUCUUCAAACUCCUCCUCUUCUCCUUUGACUCUGGUCCUCUAUCACCGCCCCCAAAAGGACUUCUCCCCUUCAUUUCAAUAGCUCUUCUUCCCAUCAACAUUAAGAGACUCAUCCCCAAAAGGCCUCGCUACGGUUACACUAUCACAAAAUUGGUGCCAAACAAGACCGCUUUGUGGGCAUUGAAGGUCUUGCUUUUGGGUGAAAUAAUUCAUGCACGCAAGGAUUAUAGACAGAAUUUACAUCCCUAUCUACUCACAUCCUUGUCCCUUUCCCACCUCUACCUUGGUCUAGAAAUAGGCUUUGCUCUGAGUGUAGCCUUGCCUCAAGCCAUGUUUGGGUUCGAACUCGAGCCACACUUCAACGAGCCUUACUUUUCCACUUCUCUUCAGGACUUUUGGGGCCGUAGAUGGAACCUUGCAGUCUCAAACACUCUACGCCCCCUUGUAUACCAUCCCAUAAGGCAUAUAUCUACAGGCAAGAGCGAAGCCAUCUACGAGCCAAUAGAUACCUCAAAACCUCCGCGGGCUCCAGUUCUGCCGGUCAUCUCUGCUUUCACCAUCUCGGGUCUAAUGCACGAGCUCUUCUUUUACUACGUCACUCGUGCGCAUCCCACGGGGGAAAUGAUGUGCUUCUUUGUCCUACAAGGUGUGUGCUUGGCAAUUGAACUAGAGGUGAAGAAGGCGUUGGCUCAUAGGGUACGGUUUCACCCGCUAGUUUCAGGGCUGUUGACGUUGGUGUUUUUGAUUGUCACUACUGAUUGGCUUCUUUUCCCUCACAUAAUCAGAACUGGUGCGGAUGCAAAGAGUUUAGAAGAGUGUGUCAGUAUGGUGGAUUUUGUGAAGGCCAACAUUUCCCCAUUGUAUUAUUGGCAGAAGAGUUAG
Messenger RNA from Rosa chinensis, 1098 nucleotides. Its product is annotated as probable long-chain-alcohol O-fatty-acyltransferase 5. Lineage: Eukaryota; Viridiplantae; Streptophyta; Magnoliopsida; Rosales; Rosaceae. The transcript has a single exon. The record is from RefSeq and is a predicted model, not a curated record. The coding region runs from base 1 to 1098 and encodes 365 amino acids. Gene Ontology annotation, biological process: lipid metabolic process.